Molecule: messenger RNA, 6422 nt
Organism: Phascolarctos cinereus (koala)
Lineage: Eukaryota; Metazoa; Chordata; Mammalia; Diprotodontia; Phascolarctidae
Gene: DUSP16
Product: dual specificity phosphatase 16
Biological process (GO): negative regulation of MAPK cascade; peptidyl-tyrosine dephosphorylation
Cellular component (GO): cytoplasm; nucleus
Molecular function (GO): protein tyrosine/threonine phosphatase activity; MAP kinase tyrosine phosphatase activity; MAP kinase tyrosine/serine/threonine phosphatase activity
Source: RefSeq, a predicted model, not a curated record
AUCAUUUAAAAUACAUUAUUUACCUUUGCUCCAUAAAGCACAGUAACUUGGGAAAUCUUGGCUUGGGGUUUUACAUUACAAACAGAAGUGGUUUGAGAAGUUUGUUCAGGUUUGUCCUCACAUAAGAAAAUUCGAACAGGAAAUAGAAACAUGUUUGUGUGUUGUUUUUUAGAAACUUACAUUUUGGAUUUAUAGAUUUAAAAAACUGGCUAUCAAAUGUCGUAUUUUCUUAAACUUCCUUUACGUUAAUGAAUCAACUGAAAACAUCCUUCGAAAACGAGAAUGGUUUUGGGUAUGAAGUAGGGAGAAAUCUGUUGAACAUCCAUUCUAUAAAGAUCUGUUAUGGGAAAAGAGAACGGAGGGAAAAGCAUAUGCGGCAAGUAAAGAGCCAGGAUAGAAAGAAGGAAAGGAGAAAGGGAGUGAAGGAGAGAGGAAGAGAGGGAGGAGGGAGGGGGAAAAAAAAGAAAGAGGCGGGAACUAGAGGGAGAAAGAAGGAAGGAGUGAAGAGCGACUUAUUUGAAUAGCGCCUCAUUGUGCAGCCAGGCUCCUCCCAGCUGCCGCUUUGGAACCUACUUGUGAAUCAGCCGAAUGCAAGGAAGGAGAACGUAAUUCUAUGCCUUGCACAGAUGACAGAGAGGAGAAGAAACACUGUUCUACUAUUAAGCAUGGAACAUUAGACCUAAUAAAAGCCGGGUUCGGGUCACUGGGAUGGAGGAGCUGGAACUGCUGUCUCCUUGCCCAGGCUCCCGUCUCUCCCACUCUGGUCUCUUCCUCCGCCUGUCUCCUCCUUUCCCCGGGGCUCUGCUGAGUUCAUUCACUGGGAUUGGUUUCAAAUGACGCCAUCGCUUUAUUUUUAAACCAAUGACCUCAUCCUAGCUUGAAGUUUCCUGACCAGCGACUCUUUCUCUUUUCCCCCCUAACCCUCCCCCUCCCCCCUGCCUUUUUCCCUACUUCUGUGUAUCACUGUUUUUGGGGGGGAGGGAGAUUUAAUUAUUUUAGAAAAAAACUAUUAUUAUUCAUUUUCCCCCCUUGACUUUCUCUACAAGUCUCCACUUUUCCUCCCUAAGUUUUUCAUCCUUUUUGACUUUCUUUUUUUUAAAACUCAAAGCAGGUUGGGGGUGGGAGAAGAAGAGUUGCAAAUUUCCUCUCUUCCCAACCCUCCCGUCGCCAAGACUCGGAGAAGGAGAAGAUAAUAGAGAAAAGAGGAGGAGGAGGAGGAAGAAGAGGGGAGGAGGAGGAGGAGGAGGAGAGAAGCCGGGCCAGCGUUGGCGGCGGCGGCUCCUCGGAAGGGGAAGAGCCCCCGGGAGACGGACGCGGGUGACAACUUUCGUUUCUUCCCCGGCGAGCGAGGGGAGCGCAAAAGAGAGGUGGGGGAAAAGCUCUCAAUCCAUCGUAAAGCUCUUGGCGAGAGGGUGCCAAGGUAAAAGAUGAGGUAAUGCAGGAGCAGCCCUAAAGCAUCUUUUGUUGGAAUUGUGAAAUGGUUACUCCAGUCAUUUCUUUAUGAAUCUAAUGUGAGGGGCCGCUUUGUGGAAUGAGCCUUUUGUAACAGCGAACCCACAGGAAAGAGAAAGAGACAUUCACUUGGAGGACUCUUGCAGCAAAUGGGUUUAAAUUUCAUUUUGCCAGUCGCUACCAGGCUGACCUCAUACAUUUUGGGUACAAUGGAGUGGCUAAGCCUUUGAGUAUACAACCAUUACAUCAUCGUUGCCAAUUUUAAAAAAGGAGGUAAUAAAAGAGGACUUAUUGUUGACAUGGCUGAUGAGAUGACUGGGACUCAAAUUCUUACUGAGAGGUUGGUGGCUCUGCUUGAAAGUGGAACAGAGAAAGUACUCCUAAUUGAUAGCCGGCCCUUUGUGGAAUACAAUACAUCCCACAUUUUGGAAGCCAUUAAUAUCAACUGCUCCAAGCUUAUGAAGCGAAGGCUGCAACAGGACAAAGUGUUCAUUACAGAGCUGAUCCAGCACUCUGCAAAACAUAAGGUUGACAUUGAUUGCAAUCCAAAGGUGGUAGUAUAUGAUCAGAGCUCUCAAGAUGUCGCCUCUCUAGCUUCUGACUCUUUUCUGACUGUGCUCCUGGGUAAACUGGAGAAGAGCUUCACCUCUGUGCACUUACUUGCAGGUGGGUUUGACGAAUUCUCCCGUUGCUUCCCUGACCUCUGUGAAGGAAAGUCUUCUUUAGUCCCUACCUGCAUUUCCCAGCCCUGCCUGCCUGUCGCCAACACUGGGCCAACCCGAAUUCUUCCAAAUCUUUAUCUUGGCUGCCAGCGAGAUGUACUCAACAAGGAGCUGAUGCAACAGAAUGGGAUUGGUUAUGUAUUAAAUGCCAGCAAUACCUGUCCAAAGCCUGACUUCAUCCCUGAGUCUCACUUCCUGCGAGUGCCUGUGAAUGACAGCUUUUGUGAGAAAAUUUUGCCAUGGUUAGACAAAUCGGUUGAUUUCAUUGAGAAAGCAAAAGCCUCUAACGGAUGCGUGUUGGUGCACUGCUUAGCUGGAAUUUCUCGCUCUGCCACAAUUGCUAUUGCCUACAUCAUGAAGAGGAUGGAUAUGUCCUUAGAUGAAGCCUACAGAUUUGUGAAAGAAAAAAGGCCAACUAUUUCUCCGAACUUCAAUUUUCUGGGCCAACUGCUAGACUAUGAGAAAAAGAUUAAGAACCAGACUGGAGCAUUGGGUACAAAAAGCAAGCUUAAACUUCUGCACCUAGAGAAAGCCAAUGAAUUUGUUGCCACCACUUCAGAAGGAGCACAAAACAGUGAAACCUCUAUUAGUACCAACUCUGCUACCUCAGAUACCAUGGGGCAGAGGGCCGUGCACCCUGUGAGUCUUCCGGGUAUGCAGCUAGCAUCAUUUGAGGAUAGUCCACUGGUACAGGGAAUCAAUGGACUGCACAUGUCUUCAGACACACUGGAAGACAGCAGCAAACUCAAGCGUUCAUUCUCUCUGGACAUCAAAUCGAUUUCCUACUCCUCCAGUAUGGCGGCGUCUUUGCACAGCUUUCCCUCAUCAGAGGAUGCUCUGGAGUACUACAAACCUUCUGGUGCUUUAGAUGGAAGCAGUAAGCUGUGCCAGUUCUCUCCAGUUCAGGAAGUGUCUGAACAGACUCCAGAGACCAGUCCAGACAAGGAGGAAGCUACCAUCCCUGAGAAGACCCAGUCUGCUUGGCAGUCAGAAAGCCAGACCAAGAGAUUGCACCCUGGCAGAACCAAUGGCGGCAACGCUGCCCAAAGGCCCCUCCUGUCCCCCCUGCACCGAAGUGGGAGUGUGGAGGACAACUACCGCACCCUGUUUGGCCUUUCUACAAGCCAGCAGCAUCUGGCCAAGUCCGCUGCUGGGCUGGGCCUCAAGGGCUGGCACUCAGACAUCUUAGCUCCCCAGGCUUCCACCCCUUCCUUGACCAAUAGCUGGUACUUUGCCACUGAAUCCUCUCACUUCUACUCUACUUCCGCCAUCUAUGGGGGCAGUUCCAGGUACUCUGCCUGUAGUUGUAGCCAGCUGCCUACUUGCAGUGACCAGGCCUUUUCAGUACGCAGGCGGCAGAAACCGAGUGACCGAGCCGACUCAAGGCGGAGCUGGCAUGAGGAGAGCCCUUUUGAAAAGCAGCUGAAACGUAGAAGCUGCCAGAUGGAAUUUGGAGAAAGCAUAAUGUCAGAGAACAGGUCACGAGAAGAACUAGGAAAAGUAGGCAGCCAGUCAAGCUUUUCAGGUAGUAUGGAAAUUAUUGAAGUAUCCUGAGAAAACAUGGACAUGUGGACUUCUGAAGAUUUUUUUUAUCUUCCUGUUUAAUGAAAAAAGAAAUUCCCUGUAAAUCUGAAAUAUAUGUAUGGACAUAGAUAUUUUUGGAAAGUGGGGCUUUGGUGUAAAAGCUGUUUUCUCUUACUCUAAUGUCUGCGUGUGGGAGAGCAGCUAAUUUUUCUCCCAGGUAAAAGUGGAAGGGCAGAUGUUUAAGUUUUUUUUUUUCCCUGGACAGAUGAAGCAGUUGUAUGCGAUAAAUUGCACAUCCUCUUGUUCUUAUAAAAGAAAGCUUUAUUGGUGAUAGAGGACAGCACCAUUUCCAAGUUGUGCUACUAAUAAUUCUCAAAAGUCAGUCCUUACCCCGUUCUUUCACAGUGCACCUUAGCCCUGAAACUGAGCCAGCUUUUGGGUCAGGCGGGUAGACCCUGUUAGGGACAGAAACAUAGUUGUGAAUCCAAAAGAAAUAACUCACUGCAACAGAGGCCCAUUUGAACAUCAAAGCACAUUCAGUAAAACCAGCGACAGAAAAGAUCAUUCUAAUGGACAGGCCAUUAGUUGAUUUCCAAGAGCUGCUUUAUAAAGAGCAAAAAACCAAGUACCUCAGAUAAUACAAUUAGGGCUUUUACUGCUACCCAUUUCUGGGAGCCAGUUUUGUAAGCAUUGUGAAUAGGUAGGUAGGUAGUCAUACUUUUAAGGGCAAUUUAAGCUGUCUAUGCACAAAUUUCCAGUUGGGCCUGUUAUAAGUGGGUUUAAACCCAGUUAUAAGUGGGUUUAAAAAAAAGGUUUUAUUUCUCUGGCUUGGGAAGGAAAAGACUGAAAACCAUUUUGUAGUUCAUUUAAAUAGCUAGGAAUCAGGCACUCUACUGAUUUAAUCAGCAAUUGGGUGGUUAGGCAAGUUGACUUCCAUCCAGCAGUUCAAAGUGGAAUUUUAAAAAGUGAGAUCACACUAACUAUUGUGUUUUCUUUAAAACCAAACGUGUGUUUGGUGGCAACAGCAACAGCUCAGGUGUUCUCGGCCUAGCAGCACGUUUUCCACUGCUCCUAACACGGGUUUAGUCACCGUGCAAUCGGAAGGCAUGUUUUGUUGUGUUUUUUUUUAAACAGGGAAACUUAAAGCCGAAGAGGGAAAAAAAAGCCACGGGAGGAUUUAUGGGGAGAAAAAGAGCUGAAAGAAAAGGAGAAUGUACCUCCUUCCCCAGAAGCAAAUCUUUUUUGGUGUAUGGUUCCUAUGGUGGUAUCUACACUUUCCUCAGUUAGAUUCUCAGAUUUACCAGUAACGUAGGGGCUAGAGUAAGCAGGGUCAAAACGUCAAGCGUAGGAACAUCUGGGGAACGUUAUCGUCUUCUAACAAUGGCGCCAUAGCCGAUGGCCACGCCCAAGCAACUCUCAAAAGCGAAUACCCUUGGUUUUUUGGUAGCUGGGGCAAGAAAGAAGGAAGAGCACUUGGUCCUGAGCUGUAAUCACUGUAUGGCCAAUCACUCCAGGCAGCUGAAAAUAUAAAGUGACUAUGGCGAGUGUGUGAGGGAUAAUACUUACUUUGAAACUUUUCAAGCUUGAGUCUCAUCAGCUACAAUGUGGUCCUCAUUUGAAGCCUUAAUUCAUGUCAGCAGCUUGGUUUUUUCGUUUUGUUUUGUUUGUUCUUUUUAUGGUAGCUAGUUGCUGACUCAAAUCUCAGGUUUUUUAUAUGGUGAGAAAUGAACAGGUCUUUUUUGACCAAGAUGUGACUUACAUUUCCUGUGGUGACUGUAAAAAUCCAGCACAGAGCGGCAUGAUUCAAAGAUGACUGAUGUUGAUCGUGAUGAGUGUGAGGGCUUCAUAAGCGCAAAUGUUGAUCCAGGUGUUGUGCGAGGAUGAAACACAGGUGGAGAGGGGAUAAACUGCUCAAUGUACUGCCACUCACUUUCUGUAUGUGCAGAGUUUGAAUGUUUGACAUAGACCCAUUCUCAAGGUUUCACACAGACAGAUGUUCUGAAUGUGUCAUAUUACUGUUCUCUCAGUACAUAUCAGCUAUUUAACUGCUCAUUUUUCAGGUUAAUGAACGGACACAAAUCAUUCAUUGAUUUGAGUAACAUGUACGUGGACAAUCAGGUGUCCAAAUCCCAGUCUCAACUGUCAGACUUAUUAAAUGUUAAACAGUAGUUUCAACCUUACAGACUUUUCAUGAAGGUGUGUAGACUUUAUAUUUGAAGAACAACAAAAGUGUAUCAGCAGAAACCCAAAUCACAAACCUCUCCCUGGGGUUUCUCUUCCUGCAGCUCUGAUCUGGCGUCACACCACAACCUGCAGGCCUAAUAGCUAAUGUCAAAUCACCAGCUCUUCAGCAUUGAAAGUAUGGCCUUUUGGACCACUCGGACAACUUUAGGUGGCGUGGUUGGUACUCACACUCAAGAAUCCAUUCUUAGGGAAAGCCUUAGAACCUGUUUAGUGCUAUACAGGAUGGUGAUUCAAAACAAAAUAAAAUCAAAAUGACAGCAACAAAAAAUAACCAACUAGAAUUCUAUGAGAAAUGCUGGAAAUGGUUUUAAGACAUUGGUAAAACUUAGGUGGACUGGUUAUGUACAUGUUGAAUAUGAAUAUAAUGUUCUUUGGGUGUAAGGCAAGCUACAUGGUUAAAAAUUGUGCAUUUCUCACUUUGUGUCAUGAACAUUAUUGUAUGUUAAUAUGAUGAAUAAAAUCAGAAUUGGUACCUGUUUA